This is a messenger RNA of Gossypium raimondii (Peruvian cotton), 2409 nucleotides long. RefSeq names its product protein ACTIVITY OF BC1 COMPLEX KINASE 3, chloroplastic. Lineage: Eukaryota; Viridiplantae; Streptophyta; Magnoliopsida; Malvales; Malvaceae. The coding region runs from base 168 to 2252 and encodes 694 amino acids. Gene Ontology annotation, molecular function: ATP binding; protein kinase activity. The record is from RefSeq and is a predicted model, not a curated record. The transcript has 7 exons. Gene Ontology annotation, biological process: protein phosphorylation.
UUCAUGGCAGUCGUGCAAGCAACGAACUUACGUGGAGAAAUACAAAUAAAAAAAAUAUCCAAAUACCCAAUUGCUUGAACUGAGUUAAAUCAAUCAAACUGUGGCGUACAGUUUCCGUUAUUUUUCCUUCACUUUCCAUUUGUUGAAGCAGAGGGAAAGUUUCAGCAAUGGCGGCCAUGAAUCUGGUUUCAGCUGGGGUUCACUCUUUCAAUUUAAAGGCCGGUAAAGGGUUUUCAAUUUCCAAACCCAAGGGGUGCAAAUUGGGUCCGCGGGCUGCUUUGGUAGAAGCCGGACCAAGAGGCGAUGGUUCCCCGGCGGCUCUGCAAGUAUCGAGAGGGGACCUUGCGGCUGACCUGCAAGCGGAGGCCAGGGCCAUGGCACGAGCCGCAAAUGCCUCCGUUUACAGCCCCGAACUUCUUGCCAACAAAUAUGGGUCACGACCUGUCCAGGCGGCGAAAAGGACAUUGGAAAUAUUGGUAGCCUUAGGCUCAUUUGCUUUGCAACUGUUGGUGGAUCAACGGAACGGGACAUUGGAUCGAAACAAGAGAAAGCGAGCCAUUAAACUAAAAGGCAUAUUUACCAGAUUAGGGCCCACAUUUGUAAAACUGGGUCAGGGUUUAUCCACUAGACCCGAUCUCUGCCCUCCUGAGUAUCUCGAGGAGCUGGCUGAACUCCAGGAUGCGCUGCCUACAUUUGCGGAUGCAGAUGCAUUCUCAUGCAUCGAAACGGAGUUGGGGAUGCCGAUCGAAUCCCUUUUUUCUUCAAUAUCUCCAUCUCCUAUUGCGGCGGCCAGUUUAGGCCAAGUCUACAAAGCUCAACUUAAGUAUUCAGGCCAAACUGUUGCUGUCAAAGUACAACGACCUGGUAUUGAAGAAGCCAUUGGACUUGAUUUUUACCUUAUAAGAGGCUUGGGAUUUUUCAUCAAUAAGUAUGUUGAUAUCAUCACAACCGAUGUUAUCGCCCUUAUCGAUGAAUUUGCACGCCGAGUUUACCAAGAGCUCAACUAUGUCCAGGAGGGACAAAAUGCAAGAAAAUUCAAGAAGUUAUAUGCUGACAAAGAGGACAUCCUUGUCCCAGAUAUAUACUGGAAUUACACAAGUGGCAAAGUACUAACAAUGGAGUGGGUUAACGGAGUGAAACUAAACCAACAAGCCGCCAUUGAAAGCCAAGGUUUAAAGGUUUUGGAUUUAGUAACUACAGGCAUCCAAUGCAGCCUAAGACAACUCCUAGAAUACGGAUACUUUCAUGCCGAUCCUCAUCCUGGUAAUCUUUUGGCGACCCCCGAAGGGAAGCUGGCUUUUUUGGAUUUUGGAAUGAUGAGUGAGACACCAGAGGACGCAAGAUCGGCAAUAGUAGGGCAUGUUGUUCAUAUGGUGAAUAGGGAUUAUGAGGCAAUGGCUCGUGAUUAUUAUGCUUUGGAUUUCUUAUCGACUGAUGUAGAUGUUUCUCCCAUUGUGCCAGCUCUUAGGGACUUCUUUGAUGAUGCACUUAAUUACACUGUCAGUGAACUUAACUUCAAAACACUUGUUGAUGGUUUGGGUAAUGUUUUAUAUCAAUACCCUUUUAAUGUACCUGCCUAUUAUGCACUGAUAUUGAGGUCGCUUACGGUGCUAGAAGGGUUAGCCCUGUAUGCUGAUCCUAAUUUUAAAGUGUUGGCUGCCUCAUAUCCUUACUUUGCUAAAAGGCUUCUCACUGAUCCUAAUCCAUAUUUGAGAGAUGCUCUCAUAGAGUUGCUUUUCAAGGAUGGCAGGUUCAGGUGGAAUAGACUAGAAGACCUUCUUAUUGAGGGAAGAAAAGACCGAGAUUUCUCUGCAAAAGAUGCAUUACAACCUGUUUUAAGGCUACUUUUGGGACCAGACGGUGAAGAACUUAGAAAUUUAACAAUUAAAGAGGCAGUUCGUGUCACUGAAGCCAUUGUUUUAGGCUCAGUCGCUGAUACAUACAACUCUGCACCUUCUUUUAUUCAAACUCUAAUGAUCAAUGGCAAUGGAAAUGGAGCGCUUGCAAUAAGCACCGCUGAUUUGGAAGCCACGAUGGAGCUUCGGAACCAGGUUUUCAGAAUCUGGGGGCUUCUGAGUUCCUCUGAAAAUUUCGAUCCGGCACUUUUGCAGCCUAUUUUACAGGUCCUCCAACAGCCGGAGGGACGCAGUCUAGGGGGCCGAGUAGUUGGAGGGGUCACUCAGCGACUUGCAGCUCGCUUACUGCAACAACUUCUUCGAACACCAACUGUUCCUACUUCCUCUAGUUUAUGACCAUUGAAUUUCCAGAUAAAGUUUACAGAAUUGUAUGUUUAUGAAACAUGUUAAAAUCUGCAACUAUAUUCUUUGUCCUGUGAUUUAACAUUAAAAAAGAUGUAACAAAAAUGAUACACUUGUGUUUUGGAAUGUAUAGUUUUACCAUUUCCAGCUA